AUGGCAGGCAUUCCUUCCCAAAAUGUUCUUCCGACGGACCUUCCGGUUAACUCACCGGUGACCGAGGGGCCAUUUCCGGCAAUGGGCGAUGCAGAACUGGUGGAGACCGCCGAAAAAUCGCCGCCGGCUCCGGCGGAAUCAUCAUCAGACGGGGAGGAGGAGAGGCCCUUGAUAAGGCGUAGGGUUGUGUUCUCGCCGGCUCCUCCUGUGGUAAUCAAUUUGGACUCUCCUCCGACGGAUGCGGAGAGGGGUGCGGUCGCGGCGCCUGCUCUUGAGGGUGAACAGUCAAUGGGGGUUGCCCUGGCUGGCUUAGGCCAUGAGGAUGCCGUCACUUCGGUGACUCAGUCGGUGGUUCCAGUGGCUGAGACGGGAGGUAGUUCCUCAGCGGCUGGUAAUGUUGGUGAGCUAAGCGCUCCUUUGGCGGCUGCGGCGGGAGAUUCCACCUCGCCGGCGGCUGAAGGAGGAAGAGAUGCUGGGAGUAGCUUGGUCCCGCAGUUUGAGCUGCUCUGCUCGGAGGCCGAGAACGCGUCAUUGAGGGGUGUCACGGAUGUCGGACUGAUGAACGAAGUGGCUGCGAUGGGAUUGAGGCCUUGGAGAGGCCUUUUGAUGAGGGAACCCUCGCCUGGGGAAGUAGAUACCCCGAAGCCUGCUAAGGAGAAAAAGAGGAAGAAGAAAUCACCAGCUGAGUCCUCGAAGCCAAAAAAGGCUAAAGUUCAAAAGCCUAAGGUCGAUUCAGCGGCCUUAACUUCGGAAGCAGCAGAGAGCCCCCGAGCUGGGGGAAAAGAGAAAGAUGACUUCCCGCUAGCACCUGGGGCAAGCACGUCUGCUUCAGAUCUUGCUGAGCCGAUGGCUGUUGAGCCCAAGGCUUCCAAACCAGAAGUUGCUGAUGUUAUCCCACCUCGGGCCGAUGAGGCUCUCGAGGGUGGGUCAGAUGAUGCCUCUGAGUCGGUCGACAGCCAAAAAAUUUCCCGAGUUGCGGGGUGCUCGAUAGAUGAGUUAGAGGACCCCAGCUCUGAGGUUCCCAUGAGGCAUGAGAAGGCCUCGAUCGAUCCAGCCGGAGUUAUUGAUGUGGGUAACUCUCCGCCGGGUCCGGCAUCCUCUCCGAGGAAGAUACGGGAUGCCCAUAAUAGAGGGACUUCCGAUGCGGGGGCAUCCCUCGAGGAGAAUGACGUUGACGAGCUCAAAGCUCUUUUUACCAAAAGGGAGGAAGAACUUCAUGACCUUCGGGCUCGUUUGGAUACGCUUGAGAAGAAAGAUUCCCUGAUGAGGGAGGGGCUCAGAGCCAGGGAUAUUGAGAUUCUCGGACUCAAGCAGCGUGUGGACGAGAUGGCCUCUGAGAGAGACACCCUCCAAGGGAAGUUGACCUCGGUUGAGCAUCAUCUUCAGGAUGCAAGGGCGGAUAGUAGUAAGUAUAAGGAUCUUCAUGCCGAAUUGGUCGCCGCGCUAUCUGUAGCCAAGUCCGAAGCUGAUGCGCUCAUAUCCUCGUACCGAGAAGAUGCUGCUGCCGCAAAUGCUCAAGCUAGGAAUAGACAGGCUCUCGAGGAUGUACAUGUAGGGGGAAUCGAUUUAUCUGCUGAGAUCGAGAGGGUGAAGGCCCUAGAGGAAGAAUCGACAGUUCUGCUUUCUUUCGAUGAUGAUUCAGCCAGUGGUUCGGCCAGUGGCUUGGAGGAUGAUGAAAAUGAAGGUGAAGUCCCCGAGGGGGAGGAGGCCAUUAACAUUCCGGGGGUCGAGGGCCAAGCCGUUGAAGGCUCGACUUCUGAGGGAGCUCCGUCUGGUCAAGUGACCCCAGCGGUAGAUUAG
Molecule: messenger RNA, 1800 nt
Organism: Nicotiana attenuata
Lineage: Eukaryota; Viridiplantae; Streptophyta; Magnoliopsida; Solanales; Solanaceae
Exons: 8
Coding region: 1-1800 (599 amino acids)
Source: RefSeq, a predicted model, not a curated record